AUCAAUAUAUUAUGUUAUCAGCUAUUCUUCGAUAGUAAUAUUUUUUAUUAUUGUACGUAAAUAUGUUUUUUUAGUUGUUUUUCCGUUCGAAAUUGUCCGCGUAAAAUCUAAUUAAUCAAAUUAUUAUUUUAGUUGUUCGUCGUCGUCGUUAUUAUGUCGGCUGACUGACCGUUUCGCGCGUGUGCGCCAAUGACCGAUUAUUGGCGGUCAAGUGUAUGAGGUGAAAAGCCAUGGACAGUGCGUCUGGUGGUGGCGGCCGCGUCAAUAAAUUCGGCAUGGGUUACUCGUCGAACAAACGCCGGCAUGCUAUAUUUUCCAAGAGGAAAAUUGUCAUCAUGAAGAAGGUUAGUGUAAAAUUAUCAUGAUAAUUUAACACUAAAUUUACACAGCUGUGUAGUCAUUUUACCAAAAAUGUGUACUUCUUGGUAAUAUAAAAAUCAGAAUAAAUAUACAUUUUGAUUAAGUAGGUACCUAUGUAUUAAAUAUAAUUUGUUCUGUUAUCUUACAAAUGGCAUUAAAAAAUUACUAGUGAGAAUAUUUUGAGUGGGCUAGGCAGUUAUAAUUUAAAUGGUUUUUUGUUUUUUUUAACUGUAUUAUUAGUUCACUAUAAAACUAUACCGUAUUGCAAAUAAAAUAAUAUAUUUAGUAGUAUAAAUGAAUAGGUAUAACCUAUAAUUUUACACAAUAUUAUAACAUAUCAAUAGGUAAUUAAAAGUAUCCCAUAUUAUCUUUUCUCACACUUUCUGAUACAUCAAAAUAUGUUUUAUAUAAUUCAAACCUAUUGAACAGAUAGUACAUUUUUUUAAACAAUCUAUCAACAUUAUUUGUUAAUUUUUCAAAAUAUUUAUUUACCUACCAAUGAAUUUUGAAGAAAAUGUUUUUAAUUAACUAAUACAAUUUAUAUUUACUCACAUAAUAAUAUGCAAAAUGACAUUUUAACAAGAUGUAUUGUAUAACUAUUUUCAGACCUCCCUCUGGGUGAAAUAUUAUGCUAAACAGACCCCUUAAAGUUGUUGGUUAUACUUAAAAAAAAAAAAAGAUCUUCUGUAUUAAACAGUUAAAAAUAUUAAAACAGAUGCCUUAUAAAUUAGUUGAUACAUUUUAUAUUCUGAGUGGAACUAAGAAGCGUGUGGUUUUACAAAGAUGUUUAUUUAUAUUGUUAUUUUUUUAGCACCUUUUCUGAAAGAAAAUCGGUGUGGGGAGGUACCUGAUAGAAGUCGUUUUUCUAUUUUACCCGGAGUUUUCUCAGCAAAUGUGAAAAACGUAGGAAAACUAAGUAAAUCGGUACAACGUUAAACAAAUAUUAUUAAAGUAAAUAUACAAUACAUAUUUAAUUUGUUUACUAUAACAUGGCAUAUAUAUAUAUAUUUACUCCGCACAGAAUCGUUUUUUCGUAAGCAAUUUUUUAUCGUUGCUCACUGAUAUACAUUAAAUUACCUAUAACAGUGGAUGCACUCGGUCCCCAUUAUCCUAGGACGUCCUUUUUUUUUCUGUGGACAACAUUUCUACUAGCAAUUUUUCUAAAAUGAAAUUUCACUGGGGAGGUACUUUAGAGAAUACUACUGGCCAUCUCAAUUCCGAUAUCUGAUACCACAACUACCAGCCUUACUACCAAUGAAGUUUUAUUAUCACAACCGAAUGCCACAACAGUUGAGGGAAAGAAAAAGUAGCCAGGUAGGGGCACUAUUAAAGAUAGUAUGGUUGCGUGACGAUAAAUGAAAGUAGUGACAGGCACUAUCGAAUGGUAUAUAUCAUCGAUAGUUUUCGAUAGUUUGGAUGAAUUAUCGAAUAGUUUUUACUUUUUAAUUUUUCCCCGAUAUUAAAAAAAUAUUUUUGUUUAAAAUAAUACAAUUCAAAUUAGUGUUAUGGUCGAUAAGUAAAUAAUUAUACAAAAUACUACCUGCAGUUAAUUAUACAAACUACAAAAGAUACAUGGUUUGGUGACUUUUGUAUAUAAGCCAACACUCAGCUGUCCCUAUUUACCUAAAUAUACGAUUUUUUGGCCCACUUUUAGAAAAAGGUCGUCGCUCAAUUCUGCAUAAUUUUUUUUUAUUAAUACUGCAUAUUUCAUAUCGUUUAAUGCAGCACACAUUUUGUCUUUUGUUAACCAGUUACUGGUUCGUCUCCGAAUCGUUUAUGUUUGGUAAUGUGGGGUAAAUAUAUUACAAAACUCAAAAUAUUACUAUAAAGUAAAUUAUUAAUUGUUUAUUUAUUAAAUAGGUGAUUUCACUUAAUUUAAAAGUUGUAUAAAUAAAAAAAUAAAUUGUAAAAUGUUUUACAAAAAAAAUCGGUUAAAUGUGUAGGAAUAUAUUUUUAAAAAAAUUCUAACAUCCAAAGUCAAGUGCAAUGUAGAUUGUGUAAAACAUUGGUAGGUAUUCAAAUAACACGUUAAAUUAAUAUAUUUAGGUAUAUUGGAACUGUUGAGUAUCGGCUUAUAUACAGUCACCAAACCAUUUGUCUUUUGUAUAGCCAACUGUAGGUAUAGUAUUUCGUAGAACUAUUAAUAUCGUGGAAAAAUACCGAAAUGAAAAUUAUUUGAAUAAUUUUUCCUGUGACCGAAUAAAAACUAUUCUAAUAGAUUUCUAUUGCGCCCAUAACUACUUAAUAGACGACUACGGAAGUGCUUACGGUGAAUAUGAUUGCAAAGUUUUGUUUUUCAGCGUAAGAUUUAAGCGAACACUUUUUAAAUUUACUUUUUGUUCUUUGAUCGGAGUCUCUCGCUGCAUUAUUAAGACAUGAAUCAAAGACAUGAUCGUGGUCAUAACCGAAUAAAUUUUUUUGUGAAUUCGUUAACCACCAGAAAUCGCAACCAUGUAAUCAGUUGAUGGUAAACACUUUCAUUGACAGGUCCGGAUUAAGGGGGGUAUGGCCCUAGGCCCGCUCCUGCAUAUCAUAAUAUUGUGGACCCCUGGCUUUGGCGAGUAGUACGUUUCCUAUAAUAUAUUAUGGAUAAUGGAUAUAUUAUUAUAAUUAUUAUUUUUGUUAACGAAAUAUCGUCUAUCGCAGGAUGAUCUUGGUAAGGAAAUGGGAAUAGGUACCGUCGAUUACAAAUAUAUGACGAUCUCUGAAAUAUAUUUAUUUGUGAGACAUUAAUAUUUUGAUUAUGUUUAUGGGCUUUUAAAAUUGUGUGGCCCUAGGCCCAAAAUCAUCUUAAUCCGGCUUGUUCAUUGCCAUAUAUUCUGCAGGUUGUCAUACAUCGUCACGCAAUCAUACUAUCUUUAAUUAUGGAUAGAGGUUAUUCGGUUUUUCAAUGAAGGGGUGGAUACUUAGAUGAAGAAAUGGUGAUGGAUAUGCUUUGCUAUGGAUUCAGAGAGAGUAAUAUUUUAAAUGAGAACGAGAGGAUCUCAAAUCAAGGUGACAUGAAAGCAUAAGAGCAAUGCAUUUAGCUUUAUAACAAUUUAAAAUAUGUCCUUAACCAAUAAUAAUUUUUAUAUAAAACUAUUUUCUUUAAUAUAUUGUAAUUUUACCUUUCAGGCAUACGAGCUGUCGACAUUGGGGGGAACGCAAGUAAUGCUGUUGAUUGUAUCUGAGACGGGCAACGUGUCUACUUUUGCCACACAAAAGUUACAGCCGAUAAUUACUUCAGAAGAGGGAAAAGCGCUCAUACAGAUGUGUCUAAACUCACCAGACUCUUGUCCGUCGUUGUCUGACAACUCCGGGGACCCGUUGUCAGCCACCGGAUUUGAGGAGACCGACAACAUCGAUGUCUAUCACGAUUCCAAAGUAAGACAGUUUGUGUUAUGCCUAAUAGAGUCCACCAUCCGCAUUAUAAACAUCUUUCUUAACACAUCAUUGUCAUGUCCCCGCCAACUCAUCUCAUACCUUCGUAAUUUAUAAUGUUAAAUAGAUGUACCAUUAAAACCUAAAAUAAAAACUGAAGAGUGUGAAGAAAACGACUAACGAAGAUCAUAGUUAUAAAUUGUGAUUUCCCUUUAUUCCACCCCAGGUGAACUGGCGUUUGCGAUUUAGCAGUCAUGUGAGUAUAGGGUAAGACCAUCCGGAAAGUAUCUAUUUGUCUGGAUCAUAUAAUCCCGGCAAACAUUCUAAAAGUCUUAUUUCUCCGGACGAAAAGGAUAAUAACUGUACUAAUCCGAAUUGUAUAUUUUUAUGAAAUUCACCCAUACAGUUGAUACUAAUUUAGGUAAUUUAAAACAUUAUUAAUUUGUUUAUAUUAUUUAUUUAUUUUUUCAAUUUUAAGUAUGUUCACAAAAUAAUCAGCUUUACUAUUUUUACUCAAAGUAUAAAUUUGAGUAUUUGAUUUUGGUAAAAUUAAGUGAAACUAUUUGAAAUAUUUUAUUUAGUUAUUGCAGGUCGACCAUGAUAAACGUUUCUUAUAAUUUUUCGAUCAACUACCCUUCAACACAAAAUAGAUUGAUUUUAAAUUUUGUCUAUGAUAUUUUACAGGUUGUUUUAAACUUUACAUGAAUUACUUAUUUUUUUAAUAAAUGACUUAUUUAAAACCUUUUUAUAAGCAUAUAUUCUACAACUUUAUGGUGUCUUUACUUUUGGGAGUGAAUCGUCUACCUAUUUUUUGGUUUUAAAAUAGUUACCGACAAUACAAAUGCCUUAAAUAGCCGGAAUAUUAGUUUAAUUUUAAUUCGGUGUUGAUAUUUUUGAUUUCUGUCAACCCUUUAACGAGAUAUUAUACUUUAAAGUUUGGGUAAGAGGAGAGUAGUGAAGGAUUAUUCAAACGUUGUGAACUGUGCUACCAUAUAAACGAUGUUUCACCAUUUUCCCUUUAUCCAAACCUAAAAGUGAACUAUCUCAUCAACGGGUUGACGGAAAUCAAAAAUGCUAAAACCAAAAUGUAAUUAAAUUAAUAUUUUGUAUAUUUAUUGAAUUUAUAAUAUAAGUUCCUAUUUCAAAGUAUAGGUUACCGUUUCAAAUCAAAAAAAAAUAAGGGUAACAAAAACAAGGGCAACGUAACACUUUAGAAUAUAUAAUUCCAAAAAGUUUUUAUUUAAGACAUCUUUUGUUACCUAUAGUUAGUUGAUAAUAAUAUGUUCUAUGUACAGUAAAAUUUACUUUUUAAAAAUGGUUACGUGGUCAUACUGAUUUCUUAUAAAUAAGUGAUAAUUUUAAUUUUUUUUUACCACGACUGUGUUUUCAUGUUUAUCUAAUCAAAAUUACACACAAUCAUAACAAUAACAUUUCAAUAUUCAAUCAAUCUACAGACAUUAGCUUUGUCUCUAAACUAAAUUGAAUGAUCAAUGAAUCAUAUUUUGUUUAACUUAUUAAUCAUUUUCUUUCCGGUUUUUUAAAUGUUCAUUUGCUAUAAAAUCAACAACUAUAAUAUGUGAUUUAUUAAAACCUUUCUAUUAAUACCAGUAUAUAUGUAAUGUAAGUAUGUGAAUUAUAAUAAUAUUGGUUCUAUUCUUUGGUAAAUACUAUAUAGGUCAAAACUUAAAAAUUUAGUAAGUUAGUUGUAUGGUAUAUGAUUUGUAUAUCUUUUUAUUGUUACUAGGUAUCUUAUUUGUGUGAAUAAUGAAUUGUUUUUUAUAGUGAUUGUUUAUGAUUUUUUUUAGAUAACAUGCUUCAUAAUAUUGUUUGUGAUAAAAGUACUAGACUCAAUAAUUUUCAUCUGAAAUUUGCAUAUUAAAAAUUAUAAAUAUUUAUACAAAUUUAUUAUGUUUUCUUUUACUUUAAAUAUCUGUUAGAUAAAAAUAUUUAAAAUUAUCAAUAAUUUGAUUGUCCAAAGAAAUACUGUAGCUUUCAGUCAUAAAUAUUAUUUCCUUUAAUUUGUUUUUUUUUUUAUGUAUGAUUAGUUAUUUAAAAUAGGUAGUUCUUAUUAAUCAUUUAGUUUUGUAGCCCAUUGCAUAUGCAAUUCCUAUUUGUAAUUAUAUUUAUUGUUUAGUUUAGGUCAAAUCAUAUACUACUGUGUUUUACAUAUUGUUUUAGUUAUACAUAUUGUUUUAGCUUGUAUCACUAUUAAUAAUUGUUAAUUUUACUAUGUAUCCAACCUUUUAUAAUGUGUCUUUGAUUUGCCAUUUGGCGUUAAAUAAAUAAAUUAAUAAAUUAAUGUACACUAUUAGUACCUUAAAUAGUAUUUUCAGAAGAAAUAAAUGUUUUCUAAAUAUAAGUAUAUUUCUUGAGAAUUAUAUUUGUACGCUAGUAACAUUGUCAAUAAUAUUUCCUUUAAAAUGUCUAUCAAUUGCUCUUUGUACUUAUAAUUUCGAAUGUUUCAUUAUUUUUAAUUUUAUAGGAGACUAUAGCUGAACAAAAUUAAUAAAAAUAUGAAAACCAAAAAGAUUUAAUCUUUAAAUGUGAUAAGUAAACAUACUUUUCAAUUAUAAAAAUAUUACUUAUGAUCAUUUUUCUUAUUACUAUUAUAUUAUGUACACUAUCUUACUAAGUGCCCAAUAAAAUAAUAAUAUACUCAAAUAUGGUCAACUGAGUAAUUCCUAUCAAUAAAUUAUUAAUACUUUAAUACUAUUUUAUUUGUUUGUGUUUUUUGUACUAUCACUUAAUUUCAUACUAAUAUAAAAUGUAAAUUUUCAAUACAAAUACCACCACUAUACUAUCUAGUUAAUAAUAUACAAAAUGCCAUUUUCAUUUAACCCAUCAAAUUAAUUAUUAUGUUAACUAUUAAAACAAAUUUAAACAUUAUUUUGUUUUUACUUGUAAUAGACUUAGAGAAAAUGAAAAUAAAUUGCAUAAACUCAAAAUGAUAAUGAUGUUUUUAAAAAAAAAAUUCAAAAUAUUAGUUUGGUUUUCAAAAAAUAUACUGGAGUAGUGAUUUAUUAAAGUAUACAAUGGUAGUAAAUGGUUUAAUAUAUUUAAUACCAAUGUAUUAUUUCCACUUCUUGAUUUUAAAUUAACAUAGUUUUCCAAUUACCCUCAACCCUACAGACAAACCUAAUCUACUUUGUAAUUAAUAAAAUAACUAAUAAGUGAAUGAAAAAUAGUUUUAACUAAAUGUAAUACAAUUUUGUUUUAUGAGUUAAGAACAACAUACAGGUAUAUAUAUAUAUAUAUAUAUAUAUAUAUAUAUAUUUUAAAUUAAUUAUUUUUGAUGAGUCAAAUAAUGUGAUCGGUUGUAUUUAACAAGUAGUAAUUUCUAUUUUUAUUAAAUUAAUUACAAUAAUUAUGUAUUAUUUUUACUUUUUCAGAUAUUACAUAAAAGAAAAAAAAACAUGGCUCAAGUUACUACAAACACAGUAGAAACUAUCACCAUUACCAGACCUUUAAAAGUAAGUAGUUGUCAUUAAUUAUAGAUGUUAAUUUGGGGUUAUUCAAUUGUUGUUUUAUUAAUUGUAAUAAUCAUUCCACCAGUGGUUCUCAAACUUUUUUGUGAAGAUAAAAGACAAUAUGUAUAUUUGUAGAAUUUUACUCUGUGAUUACUAAGUAAAUUUUGAUAUUCAUCAAAACACCAAAUUCAAAGCUAAAUUGAUAAAUUAAUUUCUUAUCAUAAUUAAUUAUUAAUUGGUUUGCACGUAUUAUAUCGGUUGUUAAAUUUUAGUAAUUAACUAAAUAUGUAAUUCAUAUUUGAUCUUUCACGAUAUUGAAUAUUCGUCCAUAAUUAAAGUAAUUAAAGUAAGUAGCCAGUUGUGUUGUUAUUUUAGUCAAUAAAAGUCCCUAAUAAUGAAAUUGUUAUAUUUUAAAAUAACGCAACAUAUUCAUCCUUUUGUUUGUUAUUUUACAUAUAAAUUUUUAUUUAUAUAUUCAUUUGCUAUAUUUGUCAUAUUGUAUUUAUUGUUUGAUUGAAUUAUUGAUGUGUAGAUACUUAUACAAUUUUAUCAAUAAUAAUAAUCAUGCUUAACUUAAGUAUAGUUAGGUAUUAUAAAAUAUGACAAAUAAUUAUAAAAAAAGCUGUCCUAGGAUAAUGUAGACGGGUGCAGCCACUGUUGUAGGUGGAAAGUUGGUUAGGCAGUAUAAAGACGGGAAUUUAAUGUAUCUGUUAACAACGAUUAACCAUUACUUACGAAAAAACGAUUCUCAGAAUUCAGUUGAUUGUGUCGCUCUGUCAACUAUAUAUUUGUUAUACAUGGGUAAAAUAAUUUCAUAUGCAUUAAACAUGCAUUUGUUUAAAAUUAUAUCUAUUUUCCCGGUCUCUUGGUUUUCCUAAUUUAUUGGGAAAAUCAAACAAAUACCUCCCCAGUCAGAUUUUAUUUCAGAAAAAAUACUAUCAUUGUAAUUCGGAGUAAAACUGUUGGUAGAAAUAUUGACUACAGAAAAAAAAAUAUUGUAAAACCAUAAGCUUCUUCGUUCCACUCAGAAUUUAAAACUAUAAAUAAUUGAUAUAUAUAAAUAUUUUAUGAAUCUCUUUUUAGAAUUAGGUAGAAUAUAUAGGUUAAUUUAAUUUAUAUCUGUAUACAACAAUAAAUCUUUGCAAAUUAAAAUUUUUAUUAUUGUGCUAUUAAAAAGUAAAUGACAUUUGUCCCGGGUUUUCGGAUCAAAAUUGUUGAGAAUUCUCAUGGAACUAAAAAAGGUUUAAUCAAUAUGAAUCGAAAACAGUACUUGAAAUACUAAGAUGUUUACAAAUUUGAAUACAGAUUUUGGAUAUUUGUACAGUAUCUUAUCAAUUCAAGGUUAACCGUAUCAAAUGUUUGAUAGUUUUCGAGAAGCCAAACAAUUAAGAAUUUAUUCUAAAACAACAGAAAGUGAUGUAUUGUUGUGUCGAUAAUGUCGGCGUUAUUUGCCGACUACCGACGAAAGUGUAAGGAAAGUAAAAAAAAAAAAAAAAAAAAAAAAAAAAUUUUUUCCCCUAUUUCCCCAACGCAUCCACCACCGGACAAGAUUCGCCACCGAGAAACCACCGGCGAAGAAUACGAUUCAUUCUAUUCGAAAAAAAAUUAAACAAAUCGAACGUCGCGUUUUUGGACGAGAUGCGAGCAAAACGUGCAUCGCGACGGGUGUGCCGUAAAUACGGAGCUUUCGUUCGGCCGGCAGUUGAUGUGAUGCGACAUCAGCUUCAGUGACAAACGCGUGCGUAUUGCCGGGAUUAUAUCGCCGACGCGCCUCGCCGCGUUACCUACUCGGGCCGAAACGACGGCGACAGAAAAACGGUGCCCGCAAGGCAUUGGUUGCCGUCUCCGCGGCACGGGCUCUACUGACCGCGCGAAAAGCGACGGGAGACCGCGCGCUCGUGUAUUUCGCGUGAAAAUAAUAUCGCAAUAAUUAUUGCCCCGCCGAUUUUAUACUGACUUUGGACUCGACGUCGUAUUGCCGUAGUUGUUGCCCCGGCCGUUCGCGCUCUAGAAACCGUGUAACGAUGUCUCCCCGUCGUCGUUUGCGGUGCACCGGCGUCGUCGGCUCUUCCGUAGGUCUGCGGCUCGUGACGCGUUUAACGCGCGACAAUAGAAAUUUCGAAAUAAUUAAUAAAAACCCCAACGGAGAAAAACAAAAAAAAAAAAAAAACAACUCCCUUCGCGAAAUUUGAGGACCCGUCUCCGCGAACUUUUCCAACGGAGUCUCGCGCCUGCACUGAUGAUAGGUGGGCCGACCCGGGCGUGCGUGGUGACCGAUGGUACACAGGGUGUAUCCGCGGAACGACGAGAGCGUUGCGCGCACGGAAUACUUUGGACCCCGGGGGGUAAAUACGUGUCGCCGUAACGUUCAUCUCCGCUGGUGUACAGCGAAUUAUGUAGGGCACGACUGUCCGGCGGGGGCGGGUAAGGGGUGCGCGGGGCAACGCUACGCUUCCGUGUACCGGCGCGUUGCGGCGACGCGCAGGGACGACGUCCCAUCGAUCGCGGCGAAAAUGGCUUCUCGCGACGCCGAGCUGCUGCGGGGCAGGAAGGGUGGACUUUUGGAGCAUGCGCCCCGAUCCGUAAUCCAAGACGGCGGCGUGCGUGCGUGCGUGCGCGGUUGAGUUUUUGUGUUUAUUCUCGCGAGUGUGUUUUAUUGACCUUCCGGCGAGUUGGAAAUUGCCAAAACCGUACCGAAAUUUCCGUGUUCCUGUGCACGCGCGUACACCCAGCCGAAUAUCGUCGCCGUUUUCCAAAUAACCAUUCGUCAUUUUUCGCGCGAAAACACGCGAGACAAUCUGCACGCGCCGACAAUCAAUUGCGCAAAACCGCUCGUAAGGGCCCCGCACAAACGUCGUAUCGUAUUGCAUAGUGCGUAUCCACGUACCCGACUACCCGUAUAGACCACGUAGGGCGAUUCGCCCUGCAGAACAGCGACAAAGACGGGCGCGGGACACGGCUGCAAGGUGAUCCAGUCGCGGACGACCGUGGAUACUGCGUGGCACCGGCGCCAGGAUCUGUCGCUACAUCCGGCGACAGCGACGGCUGCUGAAACGGAGGACUGGCACGGCAGGUCAAUGCAGUCUGACAAGGGGUCCAGUGCUCAGGUUAGGAACGACGGAACCUGGUGCGACCGCUGCUGCUUUAACUGUCCACCGCUGCUACUCCGAGGCGCAUUAUAUGAAUUUCGUUGCGGUUUAAUUGCACCAUAAUAUCCCAUUACAUCGUCCCAAUAAAAUUAAUAUUAUUAUUUUUUUUUUUUUCUGCCUUAUGUAGCGUUAAAAAUUUGUAUACACAUUACACGUAUAAUAGAGUUGCCCAAAUUCGUGGAGUCUACUGCACACAUUUGGCAUUUCUUAUUAUGUAAUGACAAUCCAAAUUGGCUUUUUUUUUCUUUUUUAUGAAGUGUUUGUAUCCGUAAUUUUAUUGAUUUUCCCUGAUGUAAACAAACACUAUUUUAAGAUAUGGAACAGAGGAGAACCAAUAGGCCUGGCGAAACUUUUAAGUAUCUCGAUAAAUAAUAAAAUAUUAAAGUAAAAACAAAAUUAUUAAAUGGUUAAUACUCGUAAAUAAAUAAAUGAAUGCGUCGCCUGGAGUAUUAUGAUAUUUGUAUUGUUCGAAUUAAAGAAUUCAUCGCCAAGUAAAAUUACAAAGUCAAAAUGUAAAACACGACAGAAUAUGAACAAAUAAUGAAUUACUUGGUUAUUAUUUAUUAUCUGAAAUGUAUUGACAUAAGAUGUUAUUUUACCUAAUAAACGAGAUAAUAACCAAAGAAUUUGUAUUUCUUAACAUAUUUAUGUCUAAUAUUAAACUCAUUUUUUUAUAAUAUCUCCUAUUAAAAUUAAUUAUUUCCAUGUAAAACGACCAAUUUGUAUAAUUGUUCUCUACGUAUUCCUUCAAUUAUUUUUUCGUAUUCAGUUGAGUUUUACUUUUUGACCUUGUGAUUUUACCUGACAAUGAAUUUUUAAUUCAAAACCGGUCGUACAAUACACAUAUCAUAAUACUCCUGGCAUUCAUUUAUCUUUUUAUUUAUAUAUCUACUCAAUAAAUACCUCAAAUUUUUUUGUUUUAAAAUUAGUGCCCCAGAAUGGAGAUUAUAGCAAAAACAUGUUAACUUGUUAGUACUUAUGCUGUUUAAAGUAUUUAAUUUAUUAAGAUUUAAAAUGACAAAUUGUUAGAAAUUACCUAGUAUUCAAUCAAAUCAAAUUUGAAUAAAGUAUAUACAUUUUCGGACAUCAAUAUAAACCAAUAGGAUUCUAUGUUACAAAAAUUCUGUUACGCAAUCAUAACAUUCUUGGUAGUAUAAAUUGAACCGUUUAAGAAAGACAAUUAUUAAUAUAAAGUAUUUUUAAUUUUAAAUAGUUUUUAAAAUGAUGUUUUGUCAUAUUUAUCAAACUAAUGUAAACAAUUUUUUUAUUCUAUUAUGACUUAUGAGUUAGGACAUAACCAUUAUCAUAUUAAUAUUUAAUUUGUAUAGUUUAGAAACCAAUAGUAGAUUCAUAAAUUCAUAUUUCUGUAUACUACCUAAACCCUACCACCAACAAUAAAUCAUAUUUUAGUAUACAGAAGUAGGUAUAAUUGUCUAAAAUGUCCAAAAUAAAACAAAAUCUGUAAACAAAUAAACUUAUUAAUAAAAAAAAUAUAUAUUUUCUGAUUUAUCGCUAUAGCGAGAGUAUGUUUUGUUAUUACUAAAUUUUUCAAAAUAGCACGGCUGUUUGAUUUUUAAUAUUUAUAAUAAAUAUUAUGGGUUUCAAAAGAUUGAUAUUUGUAAUAAUGUGUUGUAUUAGUCAUUAAAUUAUUAAACACAUAAAUCAUUUGUUUUGUUAGUUUUAGAAAGUAAUAUAAUAUUAAUUAUUAUUAAUUAAUUAUUAUUAUGUUACGUUUUGAUAGGUGAUUGCUUUGAUAUGUGGCCUGAUUGUAAUUGUAUUAAUGUUGAUGACGUUGACAUCCACUGAUUGGCUAUUGUCAGCUGGCUGGCGACAAGGUUUAUUUUCACACUGCAUUGCACUCCAUGCACCCACACCAUUGCCAUUCAAUGUACCCAAUAACGGUCCAGAUUGUUAUCCUACCCGUGAAGUUGGUAUGUUUCUGAUUUUGAUAAUUUUGUUGAAUCUAUUAUUUAUAAAAACUAAUUGUUCAUGUUUACUUAGGAUACAUAAGAGUGGCUGCAGCAUUAUGUAUAGUCACAUUAGUUACAGACAUUGUAGCUACUCUAUUGACAGGUCUUGGCUUAAGAAGCAAAGAUCAGCGAACCAAAUACAAGUUCUAUAGAGUAGCUGUUUACGUUAUGCUACUUUCAUGUAUGUAUUAUAAUUUAAAAAGGAAUCUAAUUGUUCUGUAUUGUUAUUAUUAAUUGUUGUUUUAUUUGCAGUACUGUCUUUGUUGAUAGCAUUAAUUGUAUACCCAGUGUGUUUUGCUGCUGAAUUAAAUUUGGGUAAAUAUUAUGCUGUACAUAUUUUAAAAUAACUAUUAACUUUCUUUUUAUAUAUACAUUUGUUGAUUUUUUCAGGGAAUCGCACAGUGUGGGAGUUUGGAUGGGCGUAUGGUGUAGGAUGGGGUGCCGGAAUAUUUUUGUUCGGUGCUGUUGUUCUUCUGCUGUGUAACAAAGAAUCCGAAGAGAUCUACUAUAAAGAGCGAAAAGUGACAUCGUCCGCCUAGUGUGCGGCGCCCCUGCCCGACGUAGUACUUUAGUGACCUUCUGCCGUUGGUCAGGCGACGGGCAGGGUGUUCUUAUUGUUUUAAUAAUAAGACAGUCGUUACUAUAAAUUUACUAACAAACACGUCAAAUGUGUCAAUAACAAUGUACAUCAUAUGAUUAUUGACAGAAAUUAACUAUUCUGGUGGGGGAAUAUUUGCUUAGUGCACACACUCAAAAUAAAAUAUAAGAUAAUAUUUUUUCGGUAAUGAUAAAUCAAAUUAGGAUUAGAUUUUUUACUAUAGUUAAAUUAUACAUAUUUUUUCCAUGUUUUAACCUUGGUAACUUGUGGUUUGUGUUUAUCAAGGGACAGGUUAAGAUAGAAUUUUAUAAUAAUUAAUAAUUAUGGACAUUUGUGAUCAUGUUAGUCGGUGUUGCUAUUUAUAUUCUAAAUGACCGAGUAUCAUUAUUGUAUAAAAUAUAUUACAUAAAUUAUUUUAAUUAAUUAAAUAAGAAAAAAAAAAUACUGCAUUGUUUCAAAUUAACAAUAGCUAAAAACAUUACAAUAUUCUUUGAAAUUGAUGUAAUAUGAAAAUUUGUUCUUUUUGAAUUUCAUCAUAAUUAUAUUUGCGAAUAUACUAUAAACAAUAUCAAAUUAUUUAUAUAUAUUAAACAAAACAAUUUCUGUGAAGUACAAGUUCUUUUUUAAAUGCAAUUUCCGUUUAAAUGGUGUAACAUGUUCAUAUCUAAUAAUAUUACCUAUCUUAUUGAAAUAGGUAGUAUAAUUUAGGUAUAGUAAAUUUGAAUGUAUAUAUAUAUAUAAAAUUUUGUGUAUCAUGUAUUAUAAUAUUUGGGCUUGUGUUUUACACAAGUAGUAGCCAAAGAAAUUUGUUGCCGCCAAAGAAAAACAUAAAUAAUUUAAAACUUCUUGAUGUAAUAUUAUCAUUCCUAUAUACAUAAUAUGUUUUCUAUAUUUUGUUGAUUGUAUAUAGUACGUUUUCACCUUAUCCUUGUUAAAGACUAUCCCGUUAUAUAUAUUUAUCAGUGUUUAUUUUUCAGUUGAUUUUUUUAUACAGAGCAUUUUAUUAAUAUAUAUUGUAUUCUUGUUCUCCCAUAGUAUUAAUUUAAUAAUUAUUAAUGACAAACUAUAUAGAUUUUAUAUUAGUGUAUGUACUACAAUUAUCGCAUGUGUACGAGAAAUGAUAUAUUAUAAUAUCUAAUUAUAUUGAUAUAAUAUUAUAUUAUUAUUUUAUUUUUAUUUUUUACUAUUUUUUAACUAUAUACAUUAAGGACCUUUGUUAAAACUACAUAUCUUUGAAAUGAGCUGUUUUUUUUAUAGCGCUCCUAAUUAUUUAUUUAACCCUACGAUUAACAAAUCAGCCGUCCAUAUUAUUUCUUUAUCUUUCAAAAUGAUUAUAUUUUUACGUUAAUGCACAAUUUGUUGAAAUUAAUUAGAUUUAGUUUUGUUAAUGAAUAAUAAUGAUUAAAGCAUAAUAUUUGUUUUACUACUUCAUUAAAUUAGCUCUCUAAUAAUUUCUUUAAUAAUUAUAUCUUUGGAAAUGUCUUUCUCUCGCUGUAUACACACACUUACAUUUUUUUCUUCCAAUUAAUUUUGUAAAUAAAUAAUAUAUCAUAUAUUAUAUUAUAUCAAACUACAAAUUAUUAUUAACACUAUUGUUUCUUUUUAUACCUUUAAUUGUUUUAGUAUCUAUUUCCUGUUGUUUUAUUUAUGUGUUAUAAAAUGAUAUAAUAUUAUACUAAUGUUCCCUUGUGAAUAAUAUAAUUUAUAAAUUAUCAUAUUUGUAUUUAACUGAAUUUUUAUUUUAAUAUUAAUUUAAAGAUGGUAUCGGUAAGUUUAAAAAAGAUAAACAAAUCUAUAAACUAAUGUUUAACAGCUGAACCAUUAAAUGAAUAGAACCAGUUAAAUAAGUGGGUUUGAGUGA
Molecule: messenger RNA, 14765 nt
Organism: Cinara cedri
Lineage: Eukaryota; Metazoa; Arthropoda; Insecta; Hemiptera; Aphididae
Source: the annotation of a GenBank genome assembly